This is a messenger RNA of Bacillus rossius redtenbacheri, 1753 nucleotides long. It is a transcript of the gene Pus10, whose product is annotated as tRNA pseudouridine synthase Pus10. Lineage: Eukaryota; Metazoa; Arthropoda; Insecta; Phasmatodea; Bacillidae. The transcript is spliced from 9 exons. Gene Ontology annotation, molecular function: pseudouridine synthase activity; RNA binding. The coding region runs from base 102 to 1604 and encodes 500 amino acids. The record is from RefSeq and is a predicted model, not a curated record. Gene Ontology annotation, biological process: tRNA pseudouridine synthesis.
CCCUUAUAAUUAUUGUUCUAUGCUUAUAAACUUGUAGUCUAUGGGUAAUCGUUUUGUUUUGAUUUUGAGAUUUGAAUUUUCUGUUUUAAUUAAAAGUUGAUAUGACAGUAAAUAAGAAGGUAUUUUUGUUUUUACGUGAGGCUGGCUGCUGUUUGCACUGUUCUCUACGUUUCAUGCGCGAGAGAAAUCCUGAUUCGUACUUGAACAUCAAGGAUUUUAUCAAAGAGAGAGGGCUGGAGGACGGGGGUGGCACGGACUCGCCGGGUCACAAGGUGCAGAAGUGCAACCCGUGCGUGGUGUGCGCGGGGCUGCUGCAGCACUGCGUGGAUGACCACACCGUGCAGGAGAUCGCGGCGCAGGUAGGCGGCUACGACGCAGACAGGUUCGCGCUGGCGGUGUCCCUGCCGGUGUCCCUGGGGGUGCGCGCGCACGCCCUGUGGCUGCACGCGGGGGAGCGCUGCACCGCGGAGGCGGGCGUGCGCGACGAGGGCGACGUCACGGCCUUGAAGGACGUGUGGAAGUGGCUCGUGGCCCCCCGGCUGGCGCGGCUCCUGGGCAAGGAGCCGGACGGCGGCGCCUCUUGCGGCUUCACCGUCAGCGUUCCCGUCGCCUACGAGGACGAGGAGGAGGAGUGCAGGCCCUUGCACCAGCUCUACCGCCAGAACGGCUGGCGCUCCAAGCUGAGGAGCGGCGGGCCCACCAGGAAGGGCACGGAGCUGAUCCUCAAGGACACGGACGACGCGGUGUUCAGGAAGCGGUUCCCGGUGCCCCCCGGCGUGCCCGCGCGCGCGGUCUCGAUCCGGGCGGAGGGCGUGGCGUGCCAGCACGGCUCCGUGUAUCUGGCCGGGCGCUACCUCAAGUUCUCCCGGACGCUGAGCCAGACCCCGUGGCUGAUCGACGGCGAGCGCAAGAUGAAGGAGUCGGUGGAGGAGCUGAUCGCGCCCCGCGUGCAGCGCGCCGUGGCCGCUGCCAGCUACAAGUUCUCGUCGUCGGGCAGAGAGGACGUGGACGUGAGGACCCUGGGCCGGGGACGGCCGUUCGUGCUGGACCUGCUGGACGCUCGCCGGACGAAGCUUUCGCCGCGGGAUGUGAGGCGGCUCGAGCAGGAGAUCAACCAGAGCACUCAGGACGUGGCCGUACGCGACCUGCAGAUCGUGCCCAAGGAGCAGCUGGCGGAACUGAAGCAGGGCGAGGAGGAGAAGACGAAGCGGUACGUGGCCCUGUGCGUGUCGCGCGACCCGGUGACGCGGCGAGCGCUGGACCGGCUGGGCUUCGUCACGGACCUGCAGGUGAUGCAGAAGAUGCCCGUGCGAGUGCUGCACCGGCGGCCCGCGUCGUGCCGGCCGCGCGUCGUGCACUCCAUGAGGGCCUGGCUCGUGCCCGACGACCCGGCGCGCGACCCUGACGACGCGCGGGCCGGACUCUUCAAGCUGGAGGUGGUGACGCAGGCAGGGACCUACGUCAAGGAGCUCGUGCACGGGGACUUCGGCCGCACCACGCCGAGUCUCGGAGCCCUGCUGGGGGACAUCAGCGUCGACAUACUGGCCCUGGAUGUCAUGGCUGUUUCACUUGAUUGGCCUCCAGCUGUGAACUAUGACAUGUGACCACAUUGGUUUUGAUAAUGAAGACAUUUCACCCGACUGUGCUAAGGAAAAUGUUCCUGCAGUAAAGCAGACAUUGACUGCAAGUGACCUUUCAGUACUUUUCUGGUACUAGUUCUACUGCUAUUAAAGAUUUUUUUCUUUUCACAACA